AUGAAUUGCACUCCACAGCACGCACUCAAGCCCUCGCUUUCCGAGGUUCAGUCUGCCCUUCUCUCACCCAAUGCCACUGGCAACAUCAUCCCUGUCUACACUUCACUUCCCUCCGACCUCUUGACACCUGUCACUGCCUAUCUGAAGCUCUCUAGUGGUGCCGACACAUCACGUCGUUCCUUCCUGUUCGAGUCCGUCACUGGCGGUGAAAAGAUCGGCCGCUACUCGUUCAUCGGCUCUGACCCUCUCAAAAUCAUUCGUACUGGUCCCGGUCUCGAUGCUGAAGGAGACCCGCUUCUCGCCAUCGAGAAAGAGUUGAGCCCAUACAAGUACAUUCCAGUUCAGGGUCUUCCUACGUUCACCGGUGGCGCCAUCGGGUAUAUCAGCUACGAUUGCGUCCAGUACUUCGAGCCAAGAACUAAGCGCGAUCUCAAAGAUGUCCUCGGUAUCCCGGAGAGUGUCUUUAUGGUCGCCGACUCUCUUAUUGUCUUCGAUCACGUCUUCAGUACUCUUCGCUGCGUUAGCCACGUCCACCUUUCCGCCGAGCUCGCAAAGGAUUCUACUCCUGCAGAUGUCGAGGCGUUGUAUAACAAGGCGAGCGAAAAGGUCAACAACCUAAUCAAGACCCUCACUUCUGCCGUCACACCCUUGCCUCAGCAACCAGCCAUCUUGACCGGGCAGGAAGCAGUCUCCAACGUUGGCAAAGCCGGGUACGAAGGCUUCGUCACCUCACUCCGCAAAAACAUCGUCAAAGGAGACAUUAUCCAAGCUGUCCCCUCCCAACGCCUUACACGUCGCACAACACUCCACGCCUUCAAUUGCUACCGUCACUUACGCCAGGUCAACCCUUCCCCAUACAUGUUCUACGUUGAUUGCGGUGACUGCCAACUCGUCGGAGCAUCCCCCGAGACACUCUGCAAGAUCGAAGCAGGCAAAGUCGCAGUUCACGCUAUCGCAGGUACCGUCAAGCGUGGCGCUAACGACGCAGAGGACGAAGAACUAGCACACCAACUCGCUAGCAGUGUCAAGGACCAAGCGGAACACGUCAUGCUUGUCGACUUGGCCCGAAACGAUAUCAAUCGUGUUUGCGACCCUUCCACUACCCAAGUCGAGUCUUUUAUGAAGGUAGAGAAGUUCUCUCAUGUUAUGCAUCUCACGUCUAGGAUCACGGGGCAAUUGCGAGAGGGUAAGUCGCGCUUUGAUGCGCUGCGAUCUAUUUUCCCAGCAGGCACAGUAUCUGGUGCGCCCAAGAUCCGCGCGAUUGAAUUGGUGAGCGAGCUGGAGAAGGAGAAGAGAGGUGUCUACGCUGGUGCAGUAGGAAGGAUUGAUUUUGCGGAUCAAGAGAUGGAUGUGUGUAUUGCGAUUAGGACGAUGACGUUCAAGGGUGGGUAUGCGUAUUUGCAGGCCGGUGGUGGUAUCGUGUAUGAUAGUGUUGAGGAGGAUGAGUAUGUGGAGACGAUCAACAAGUUGGGUGCUAACAUUAGGUGUAUUGCUCAAGCUGAGGAGUAUUAUUUGGCUCAGGAGGAGGCUGCCCAGGCCUAA
Ustilago hordei is the source of this 1542-nucleotide messenger RNA. Its product is annotated as putative TRP2 - anthranilate synthase component I. Gene Ontology annotation, molecular function: anthranilate synthase activity. The transcript has a single exon. The record is from RefSeq and is a predicted model, not a curated record. NCBI's taxonomy places the organism in Eukaryota, Fungi, Basidiomycota, Ustilaginomycetes, Ustilaginales, Ustilaginaceae. The coding region runs from base 1 to 1542 and encodes 513 amino acids. Gene Ontology annotation, biological process: L-tryptophan biosynthetic process.